GGAAUUUUCUGGCUCGCAGGUAGCCGGGGAAUUCCGCCGGGGAUAUCAUUUGCCGGGAGCGAUCAAACGCUGAUGGUGCUGCUCAUUUGCCCAUGUGCAUUGGAAUCAAUACUAUCACCUCCACCACCUAGACCGGCUUUUUCAUCAAUUUUCUUCGUAAUAGGCACUCCUGCGACCUCACCGCUAAGGAGUCGCAUCUAUUUCUGGAAUACGACUAUGGCUCCCACCAACCAAGCCGCGUGGAUUACGGAGAAAGGCGGCAAACCUUUAGUAGUCAAGUCCGCGCCCUAUCCAUCCCCGGAGGCCAACCAAAUUGUCAUCAAGAAUGCCGCUGUUGCCAUCAAUCCGAUGGACUGGAUGCUCCAGCUUGUAGGCUUUUUGGCUUUCAGCUGGCUGAAAUAUCCAAACAUCUUUGGAGCAGACAUGGCUGGAGAAGUUGUCGAAGUGGGCAGUGGCGUGAAACGAUUUGCAGUGGGUGAUCGCGUUCUGGCAUUGGGUGUUGGUGGUGACCCAGACACAAACAGUUCUGCUCAAAGCACUUUUCAAAAUUACACAAUUGCUCGCGACAACUUGGCGUCACAGAUACCCGACGAUAUGUCCUUUGAUAAAGCUGUUGUUCUGCCGUUAGGAUUAGCUACUGCUGCGUCGGGACUGUUCCAGGAGGAUUUCCUCAAUCUACAGUGGCCUACGAUCCCUCCUCAAAAGUCAACUGGCAAAACCCUUUUGGUUUGGGGUGGCUCAACGAGCGUUGGAAGCAAUGCCGUUCAGCUCGCUGCAGCAGCUGGGUAUGAAGUCUUCUCGACCUCAUCACCACGGAACUUUGAAUAUGUCAAGAAACUAGGUGCUAGCUAUGUGUUUGACUAUAAUUCCAAAACUAUCGCCAAAGACCUUGUUACUGCUUUGAAGGGCAAGCAAAUGGCAGGCGCGUUGGCUGUAGGGCCGAAUUCUCUGCCGUUUUGUAUCGACAUUCUCAGCAAAACAGAAGGGGUUAAAUUUGUUACCGAGAUUGGAGGACUUACCCUGCCACCAGAUAGAGAUGUGACCGGCCUGACACUGGUUUCGCUUAUUUUAGGCACCUUGUGGACUAAUAUAUCUCUACGAUUUAAAAGGGCGAUGACCGGUGUGCAAAGCAAAUUUGUUUGGGGUAGCGAUUUGAAGAAGACCGACCUGGGAAAAGCUAUCUUUGAGAACUUUCUUCCCAAGGCUUUGGCUGAGCACAAGUACAUUGCCGCUCCCGAGCCUCAAAUUGUUGGCCACGGUCUUGAGUAUAUUCAGGACGCUAUGAAUCAGCAGAGGAAAGGUGUUUCGGCCAAGAAACUUGUAGUUACACUGUGAGCGGUUUGCCCAGGAGGUUAUCAGUGCGCAUUUCAUUUCUUAUUAUUCUGUCGAUAUCAUAGUAUAGAACUGUCUUUAUUU
Talaromyces proteolyticus is the source of this 1416-nucleotide messenger RNA. Its product is annotated as zinc-binding oxidoreductase CipB. NCBI's taxonomy places the organism in Eukaryota, Fungi, Ascomycota, Eurotiomycetes, Eurotiales, Trichocomaceae. Gene Ontology annotation, molecular function: oxidoreductase activity, acting on NAD(P)H. The coding region runs from base 73 to 1335 and encodes 420 amino acids. The transcript is spliced from 2 exons. The record is from RefSeq and is a predicted model, not a curated record.